CUGGGUUUCCGCCUUGCGCACGCCUCAUCCUUUCGUCACGUCCUGUCUCCGCCCACUUGCCCACUGCUCUUCUGGUUCCUGGCGGCUCUACGGAUCCGACCUUGCGAGUGGUUCUGGCCAUCUUCAUCACGGUGAAGAGAGGCGUGGGGAAACGAGGAAGGGUCCAUGAGAUGACUUGAACUUCGGAAACGUUUGGCAGAGGAAAAGGACUUCAGUUUUAAUGUGAGGUCACUGGAAAUUGAGGCUGGGCUUCAUCACCAGGCCACACCAACUCCUGUCCCUUUUGUGUACUGGACUGCGAUUACCUCGACUCUCUGUACUUUGUACUCAGCCCAGGCUCGGAGCCAUGGCUGUUUCCUCAUCUUCUUGGGAGCUGCCCCUGGUGGCAGUGUGCCAGGUAACAUCUACACCAAACAAGCAGAAGAACUUUAAAACAUGUGCUGAGCUGGUUCAAGAGGCUGCCAGACUGGGUGCUUGUUUGGCUUUUCUGCCUGAGGCAUUUGACUACAUCGCACGAAACCCCGAAGAGACGCUACGCCUGUCUGAGCCACUGUAUGGGAGCCUUUUGGGACAAUAUAGCAAGCUUGCCAGGGAAUGUGGAAUCUGGCUGUCCUUGGGUGGUUUCCAUGAGCGUGGCCAAGAUUGGGACCAGACUCAGAAAAUCUACAAUUGUCAUGUGCUUCUGAACAGCGAGGGAUUAGUAGUGGCUACUUACAGGAAGACACAUCUGUGUGAUGUAGAGAUUCCAGGUCAGGGGCCUAUGCGUGAAAGCAACUCUACGAUGCCUGGAUCCAAUCUUGAGCUACCCAUCAGCACACCAGCAGGCAAGAUCGGUCUAUCUAUCUGCUAUGACAUUCGGUUCCCUGAACUCUCUCUGAAAUUGGCUCAGGCUGGAGCAGAAAUACUUACCUAUCCUUCAGCUUUUGGAUCUGUUACAGGCCCAGCCCACUGGGAGGUGUUGCUGCGGGCCCGUGCUAUUGAAUCCCAGUGCUAUGUAGUGGCAGCAGCACAGUGUGGACGCCAUCAUGAGACCAGAGCAAGUUACGGCCACAGUAUGGUGGUGGACCCCUGGGGUACAGUGGUGGCCUGCUGCUCUGAGGGACCAGGCCUUUGCCUUGCCCGAAUUGACCUCAACUUUCUGCAACAGAUACGCCAAAAUCUGCCUGUGUUCCAGCACCGCAGACCUGACCUCUAUGGCAAUCUGGGUGAUCCACUGUCUUAAAGCUUUUUACUUCUAAGAUACUACCACCCCCACUUAGAGGUGAGGCAAUUCAAGCACAGCUCCCCUCAUUUGCAGAACCUUAAACUCUUAAUGGAUCACAGGCUCAAGUUCUUGGGAAAGAAACUUUGUCCUGACCUCAGAUUUCAGUUUCAGAAAAGUGGAAUCUUAUAUAGUCACUGUUUAUUUCAUGAAAACUGAAGUUACGCUGGGGGCUAAGCAGCACUGGCAUUGAAAAAAAUAUAAUAAUCAUAAUG
Nannospalax galili (Upper Galilee mountains blind mole rat) is the source of this 1476-nucleotide messenger RNA. It is a transcript of the gene Nit1, whose product is annotated as nitrilase 1. The record is from RefSeq and is a predicted model, not a curated record. The transcript has 8 exons. NCBI's taxonomy places the organism in Eukaryota, Metazoa, Chordata, Mammalia, Rodentia, Spalacidae. Gene Ontology annotation, molecular function: hydrolase activity, acting on carbon-nitrogen (but not peptide) bonds, in linear amides. The coding region runs from base 347 to 1222 and encodes 291 amino acids.